AUGGAAGCCCCUACGUUUACCGUUCAUACCUCGAACCUGUUCGACCCAACCUCAGCAAUUCAAAAAGAACAUCUCCGUCGUUGUCAACCCCGCCACCGGUGCCAUUGGGCAUAUGUCAUCCAGCGAGACACCAUUGCGGCUGAAAUAAAGCACGGCGACAUUGACUUGCGGCGCAAGGUCGCCAUGUCUGCGUUCCCUCAUCAACCCGACCAGAUGCGGGACGAAAGCAUCGUAGAGCGCACCGUCCGAGCCGUCAACCACAUGCGCCUUUCGUUGCUCUCGGGAUACACCACAUAUCGCGACCUGGGCACCGAAGGCCUCGCUUCCCACGACGCCAGCCUCCGGGACGCGGUCAAUCGCGGUCUCCCGCCCGGCCCGCGCCUCUUCGUCGCGACGAGCUGCCUGGCCACGACCGGCUCCUACGCGAUCCGCACAGAAAACUAUGCCAAUGGCAUGAUGCCGCCGCCCAUCUGCGACUCCUGCGACGACGUCGAUGGCCCACCGACGACGCCAUCCAAGCCAUGGCUGACCACGGAUGCAUCUACGUCCCGACUCUCGCCGUCCUCGAAUCCGACGCCGCAGCCUCCUUCCCCAAGCUCAAUCCGUCGCCAGAAAGGCGGCCCAUGCCGUCGCGUGCGCCUCGCGGCCGGCGGCGACACAGGCGCGUUCAACCACGGCCAAGGCGCGCGAGAGAUGGAGCUCCUGAUGGACGCUGGCAUCCCGGUGCACGACGUGCUGGAAGCGUGCAUGCUCGGCGGUUGGGCGUCCUGUGGCAAGGACGCGUGCGGUUAUCGGUUUGGCUGGCUCAAAAAGGGAAACCGCGCCGACAUCAUCGCCCUCCACACCGACCCGCGCGUCGACAAAAAGGCGCUCCGCAAGGUCAGCUUUGUCAUGAAGGAUGCGCACGUCUGGAAACAAAACGGCGUUCCCGUCAGCUUCAUUGACCGCGUCGUGGAGGAAGUCUGCUCACUCUGA
Cordyceps militaris CM01 is the source of this 975-nucleotide messenger RNA. RefSeq names its product amidohydrolase domain protein. NCBI's taxonomy places the organism in Eukaryota, Fungi, Ascomycota, Sordariomycetes, Hypocreales, Cordycipitaceae. The record is from RefSeq and is a predicted model, not a curated record. Gene Ontology annotation, molecular function: hydrolase activity, acting on carbon-nitrogen (but not peptide) bonds. Bases 1 to 975 code for a protein of 324 amino acids. The transcript is spliced from 3 exons.